CCAUGUGCCAUGGGUGUGGCCCUAAAAAGAUAAAAAAAGAAAGAAAUGAAAUGAAAAGAAUGCAUACAUUUAAAGGAAAAGAAGCAUUUACCCUGCCUUCCUUGUAAGAACUGUAGCAAUAGAGUAGAUGGAGGGAUGUUUCUCUUAAUAAAAUUACUCAGUGAAUAAAUGAAGAAUGAGAGGAUAGUACCUCAUUCUCAUUUAUUAGAACCCAUAGUGAGCUAUUGGAUUUAGGCCCUGAACAUCAAUGCUGAUAACAUCACAGAAAUAGACAAUCAGGCACUAUAUUUCUUCUAAUCAAAGAAUGUCAUAUCGCCUAUGAGGUGGGCCUAAGUAUGAUGGAACUUCUAAAGCCAUCCUGUUUGGGGAAGUUUAUUUGAGGAAGACAAAGGGACAUAGAGUCAGUAAAAUUCAGAAUAUGAGAAAUGCUAUAGGGUCAAAACCAGUUCUUCAACAAAUAAAUUGAAGGGAAAUCGGAAGAUAACAGGAGAACCUAUAGGUUUUAGACAUGAAGGAUAUGUCAACUACUUGUACAUUGUGAACUUGGUUUGGGUCAUUUAUUUUUUAAGUUGUUUAAAAUUUAAUGUGUGAGAUAGGUGGAAGUGUGAGCGCUGAUUUUUGAUGUUCUUAAUUACUGUUCAGUUUUUCAGGUUUGGAUAAUGGUAUUAUGAUUUUUUAAAGCCUUUUAGAGAUAAAUCUUUGAGGUGAGUUACAGAAAUUAAUAUAUGAGAUUUACUUCAAAAAAAAAGUGAGGAGAAUGAAUUAAGGUCUGCAUGGGCCAGUAUUGGGCUUGGUUGAUGGUUGUUGAAGUUGGUUCAUAGAUACAUGGCCCUACUGUAUUCUUACUAUUCUACUUUUGUGUAUGUUAGAAAUGCUUUGUAAUAAAAUUUUGUUUUAAAGUUAUCAGGAGAUAAAAGGAAAGGAAAAGGUGAGGUCAGGCAGUGGUGAAAAUAAAUGUAUAUGAUUCUUUUUGGAGGAAUUUUGCCAUAAAAUCAGAUACAUAGAAGACAGGUAAAGUAUUUUAGAAUGUGAGGUAUUAGAAUGUGUUUGUAAACUAAAGGGAAUUAUUUCAAAGAGAAAAAUAAAAAUUGAUGGAGAGAGAGGAUAAUUUGUAAGCUAUGACUUUCAAUAAAUGAGUAGGAGUCAGCCAACUUACGAAGGAAAAUCGAUGCAUAUGAGGAGAAUAUGGAGACAGAUUGGUUGGAUAAUGUGUUGAAGGGGAGAAAAACAUUUUUCUUUCAAUUGCUCUGAUUCCUUGAUGAAAUUGGCAGGAAAGUUAUCAGCAGAAUGUGAGGAUUAUUUGGAAUAAAGUAUGAAUUAUUCAAUACUUGAUCAAUUUUGAUUUUUAGAAGUACAAUUCUGUGGUUGUAGGGUUUUAACAUUUGCAGAUCUCUUGAUACAUAACCUCUGGUGUUAAUGUGACUAAAACUGCCUCUGUCAUAAAUAUUCUGUAUCCAUAUCAUCUUAAAUCAGCACAAGAUAUUGAAGACAUCAUAUCUCAGGAAACAAAUUAACAUUGUGACCAGAUUUGGAAUCCAGAUAUGACACUAAAAAGUUAUUUCAAGUAAAGGAUAUUUGUGAAAUGAAUUUAUCUCAGUGGGAGAUAAUGGAAAGAAUUAGAAGUUGUGGACUUGAAGACUCCUUUUUUAGGAAAGAUUGUGGAUAUAAAAAUUUUGAGGGACAAGAGGCAUAUUUCAGGCAAGUGAAAAAAACCACCUCUGAAAAAAUGACUAAGAACAGAAAACGCACAUCUCUUCCUCUGUAUCAGAGAAUUCACAAUAGAGAGAAACCCUAUGAAUGUGGGGAUUGUGGGAAGGCUUUUAGAGUUCGCCAACAACUUACUUUCCAUCAGAGAAUUCAUACUGGUGAGAAACCCUAUGAAUGUAAAGACUGUGGAAAAGCCUUUAGACAGUGUGCCCACCUUAGUAGACAUCAGAGAAUUCAUGCUUCUGACAAACUCCUUGAAUGUAAAAGAUGUGGAAAGAUAUUUACAUGUGGUGCAGAUCUUCGUGUACAUCAGAGAAUUCAUAUUGGUGAGAAGCCCUAUGUGUGUAAGGAAUGUGGGAAGGCUUUUAGAGUCCGAGGACAACUUAAUCUCCAUCAAAGGAUUCAUACUGGUGAGAAACCCUAUGAAUGUAAGGAAUGUGGGAAGACCUUUCGACAAUAUGCACACCUUACUCGACAUCAAAGACUUAAUAUUGCUGAGAAGUGCUAUGAAUGCAAGGAAUGUGGACAGGCUUUUCUGUGUAGUACAGGCCUGAGAGUACAUCACAAACUUCACACUGGUGAGAAACCCUAUGACUGUAAAGAAUGUGGAAAGGCCUUCAGAGUGCGGCAGCAACUUACUCUUCAUCAGAGAAUUCACACUGGGGAGAAACCCUAUGAUUGCAAGGAAUGUGGGAAGACCUUUAGUCGUGCCUAUCACCUAACUCUCCAUCAGAGAAUUCAUACUGGUGAGAAACCUUAUGAAUGUAAGGAAUGUCAGAAGUUCUUUCGUCGUUACUCAGAACUUAUUUCACAUCAGGGUAUUCAUAUUGGAGAAAAACCCUAUGAUUGUAAGGAAUGUGGGAAAGCCUUCAGACUGUUUUCACAGCUUACUCAACAUCAGAGUAUUCAUUUUGGUGAGAAACCUUAUAAGUGUAAGGAAUGCGAAAAGACUUUUAGACUUCUCUCCCAACUUACUCAACAUCAGAGUAUUCAUACUGGUGAGAAACCUUAUGACUGUAAGGAAUGUGGAAAGGCCUUUAGACUUCAUUCAUCACUUAUUCAACAUCAGAGAAUUCAUUCUGGUGAGAAACCAUACAAAUGUAAGGAAUGUAAGAAGGCAUUUAGACAACAUUCACACCUUACUUACCAUCAGCGAGUUCAUAAUGUUACUAAAUUAUGAGAAAGCCAUCUACGUGAAAUUUGUCUUAAGGAGCAUUAGAAAAUAAAUUCUAAAAAGUGUUUGGAUGUAGGAAUCACUUUUGCUUCAUGUUCACAGUUAAUAUAAGAGGUUUUAUUUAAAAGAGAAGUUUAAUAAAUAUAUAGAUGUAUUUCAUCACCAUUCAAACUCUGUUCAACUUUAGGGGAUUCAUCCCAGAAAGAAGCUCUCUUCGGGGAGUGAAUGUGGAAAAGCUUUUGAUUACCUGUUACCACCUCUAUUCUUUCAUCUCUACAGUAUACCUCUGGGGGUUGCCAGCACACCAUCUCAUUUUGGAAAUGAUAAAUACAGGGAAAGAAAAGUCAUUUACCCUGCAUUUCCUGUAUAAACUGUAUUUUAAGGCAACUAGAAGUUGAUGAGGUAAAGUUCUUAGAGAAUUUUACAACACAUAGUAAAACAAUGGAUCUAAGCACAAGUCUCAGUAGAAGUUUAAGGCACUUAGGUGAACGGUGGAUAUGAACUUCGUAGUGAAUAGAUCAGGUUCACAACAUCUGAACCCACUGAUCAAUUUUAAUCUCAUCAAAAAUAGGACAAAAGGUUUUAUGCUUCCUAAUAAGAUAUAAGACAUACCAUUGCCAAAAAUUUGUACCUGAAUCUAAGGAUCAAGAUCCCAGUUUAGAGAAAAUUUGGGAAACAGAAGAACAAAUUACAUGAUACACCAAAAAUCAGACAAAUCUAAAAUCUAAAGUGUGUAAUUUACAAGAAUAAUGACUCAGCUUCUCAACCAAUGGCACUGAAAAAAGGGAGGUGGAACUCUUAGACAUUAGAAGAGUCCUAAGAGAUGUAUCAAUGAAAUGCAGUGAAUGAGUGGUUCUUAUUUAGAUCGCAAGUCGAACCAAAUUAAAAAAGACUUUUAUGACAGUUGGGGAAAUUGGACUAUUGACAGUAUUGGAUAAUUUUAAGAAAUUAUGUUCUUGUUAGAUGUGGUAAUAACAUUGUGUUUAUGUAAAAGUGUCUUAGAGAUAAAUUAGGAAGUUUAUACACAUAAGAUAUGUCUAGAAUUACCUUUAAGAUGCUCAUGCAAAAAAGGAGUCCUCUUGUGGCACAGUGGGUUAAGGACCUGGUGGUGUUACUGCAGCAGCUUGGGUUGCUGUUGUGACAUGGGUUCAAUCCCUGGCUGGGAAAUUUGCAAAAUUAUGGUAAGAUGAGUCUUGGGUACAUGGUUUUUGCUUGUUCAUUUUGCUACUUUCUCUUCAUGUAUUUGAAGUUUUCCAUAACUUUUUAAAAAGAUAUGUAUGAAAUUUUAAGCAGCUUGCAGUGAAUGAUUUUUAUAAAUGGCUACCUAUCAAAACUUACAGAUAUUGCUAAAGUUUCACACACUGGGAUGUUGAAUGUGCUCUAAUGUAUUUGGGAAUUAAGAUUGAGGAUCCAGAUUUUAUCUAGUUUAUCUAUUGAUACAUCUGUUGUAGUGCCUGUCCCAUAGUACUUCAUAUUUUUAAAGAGUGACUGAGAAAAGCAAUUACAACUAUUUGUGGAAAAUAAUGAAAUAGAACUGUAUUGUCUAAUAAAGUAGAUGCUAGUAACAUGUUGAGCACUAUUGAGCUGUUGAGAACCUGAAUCGUGGCUAGUACAGAUUAAAAUGGUGUUCAGUGUAAAGUACACAUGAGGUUUUGAACACUUAGUUCUAAGAAAGAAGAGAAUGUAACAUCUCAGUUUCUCACAGGACUUCUUUGCUGUGGUUAGGAAGAUGUGAUAUUCAGUGGGUUGUAUUACUGCAUAAAACAGAACCCAAUUUAAGUGUAUUUCUGCUCCCAACACACUGAGGUUUACAUACUGAGUUCUUGUUUCUACCCUGAGUCGUGCUGGACUUUUUUUUUUUCUUCAUAAAAUGUUGCUCGUGAGUGGUUUUCUCAGAUUGUUUUUGAUGUUUUAGGAUCCAAAGGCUCUUUUUCACUUUGCACUGUUCUGUCACAUUAAGUUCAAACUUGUAGUGCUCCCAAGUAGCACCAUUCCUUUAGAAAGUGUAUUUGCUUUAACUUUUAUUAGGGUUCAUUCAGUUAAAGAAAAGAUCAGUGAAUUGUAUUGAAUUCCCUAUGGGGCUACUGUGGAAAAAUGACUUUAAAAUUCGUAGAAGCCCUGCUAUUUCACAGAAAGGAUGAAAGUUGGCUUCAUCUUUAUUCUGAGGCCACGUUUUCAUGACAGUACCAUAUAUUUGAUAUUUUCUCUCCUUAGGCCUUUUUUAACAUUGAGAACCCUUUGUUCCCUAUAAACACUGUCAUGAACCCUCUAUAUGUCCUUAAAAUUCUACUUGGAAUAUGCACCAAUUGAAAUAAUGAAUGAAUGUAAUGAGAUUUUUUUUUUUUUUUACUUUGUUAAUAUGAUGGAUUACCUUCAUGGAUUUUCAAAUAUUGAUUAAGCCUUACAUCAUUGGAAUAAACUCCCAUGUGUCUAUAGUGUGUACUUUAAAAUAUAUAUUACUGUGAUUGCUAUGA
Messenger RNA from Sus scrofa (pig), 5355 nucleotides. It is a transcript of the gene ZFP30, whose product is annotated as ZFP30 zinc finger protein. Gene Ontology annotation, molecular function: DNA-binding transcription factor activity, RNA polymerase II-specific; RNA polymerase II transcription regulatory region sequence-specific DNA binding. Gene Ontology annotation, biological process: regulation of transcription by RNA polymerase II. Gene Ontology annotation, cellular component: nucleus. NCBI's taxonomy places the organism in Eukaryota, Metazoa, Chordata, Mammalia, Artiodactyla, Suidae. The record is from RefSeq and is a predicted model, not a curated record.